Molecule: messenger RNA, 2457 nt
Organism: Fulvia fulva
Lineage: Eukaryota; Fungi; Ascomycota; Dothideomycetes; Mycosphaerellales; Mycosphaerellaceae
Product: Transcription factor pbcR
Exons: 2
Coding region: 1-2457 (818 amino acids)
Biological process (GO): DNA-templated transcription; regulation of DNA-templated transcription
Cellular component (GO): nucleus
Molecular function (GO): zinc ion binding; transcription cis-regulatory region binding; DNA-binding transcription factor activity, RNA polymerase II-specific
Source: RefSeq, a predicted model, not a curated record
AUGCCUAUUUUGGCCCUCCAUGAUGCACAUCUCCAUGAAUGUUCUCCAAUGGUGACGUGCUGGACAAGAUACAUCUUCGCGAGGAGCAUACUGUACGCCAUGGCUUCCUCCCCACCAGAAGUGCCCGCUCACAAGGCUUGUGCGAGCUGCCGCUCUCAGAAAGUCCGAUGUAUUCUUGACGAGGCUGGCUCGGAAGUAUGUCAGAGGUGCGCAAGAGCCGGGAGAGUGUGCGUCUUUACGCCAUUGCAGAAAAGAAAGCAGAGAAAGAGGACGGACACCAGAGUUGCUGAGCUCGAAAAGGAGAUGCGGUCGAUGAGAGCGGCCUUGGCGCAGAAGAACGAAGCCGCACGAUCAGGCAGUCCCAGCCAGCAACGCGAAGAGCCUCAGAGCGCCCGGCCCAUAGGACUGUGGUACAAGGACACUCUACCAGAUGCCGCUCGUUUGGGUCAAGCAGGUGACUGGGAGGAGCCAGAAGAAGCCCGUCCACAGCGAGCACAGCUUGCCGAGGAUGCAUCAUGGGCUCCCAAAGCAACAACGUAUACUGGCAAGGACGGUAAGGAUGUAAUCGACAGCGGUCUGAUCAGCAUGGCUACGGCGCGGCAACUUUUCGAGACGUACAAAACGGACCUCUUUCCCCACUAUCCCCUAGUAGCCAUCCCUUACGCGACCACUGCGGAGGAUAUGCGUCAAACGAAGCCAGUCUUGUUCCUGGCCACCAUCGCGGCCGCCUCUGGAAAGGAACAUCCAGACCUGUCGGCACUGCUUGACAAAGAAGUGCUGCAUUCCUACGCGACCAAAACUCUCAUCCAGUCUGAGAAGAGCCUCGAGCUGGUCCAGGCACUCUUGAUUUCUGCCGUAUGGUACCAUCCGCCUAGUAAGUUCGGACAGCUCAAAUAUCUAGAAUACAUUCACAUAGCCGUCACGAUGGCGAUGGACAUCGGCAUCGGCUCUAGACCUUCAACGCACCGUAGUCGACUACAAAACCGGGGCUAUCAAUUUCGGUCCAGACCAAUACAUCCCGCCGAAGACAUUCGCAAUCCGGACCUGAGUAUGACCCCACGAUCGCGCGACACAAGUCCCCAAACUGCGACUCUCGAAAGCCGACGAACAUUCUUGGGCUGCUAUGCGCUGAGUGCGGGUGUCUCUUUAAGCUUGAGACGUCCAAAUUUGCUUCGCGUUAGCAGCUACAUCCGCGAGUGUGUUGACUAUGUCGGAAGAGCUCGCGACGCGCUCCCUACAGACCCGACUCUUGUGGCUUGGGUGAGGCUACUCAUGCUUGCAGAGGAGAUAAGCACAUCGCUGUGCUACGAUGACCCAGGAGGCAUUGCAUCCAUCACUGAACUGCGAACACAGAUCAUGCUGAAGGAAUACGAAAAGCGACUCACCGCUUGGUAUGUCAAUUUGCCGGAAGCAGGCGUAGGCUCAGGCUGUCUGUUCGUGAUGUACCAAACGAUCCGCCUUUUCUUGUUCGAAAUUGCACUUCACCUCGAUCAUCAAGCUGAGGACUUCCGAGCGCCAUAUCAAAUGGGAGGAGUCGUUCAACCGUGGGCCCAGGAAGAUGUAGAGCGAAUACCGACGCAAGUGCUUGCAGGCUGUAUCGCGGAGUGCGUCACAAGCGCCCAUUCUCUACUGAACAUAUUCCUCGCAAUGGAUGUCGACGCUUGUCGUGCUUUACCCGUUUUUAGCUACGUCCGGAUCUCGUUCGCAGCAUUCGUGCUCGCCAAACUCUGCCUGUCCGCGACCCAUCCAAAGUCUCGAAUAGGUCAAGUCUUGGACAAGAGCAGCCUGAAAGUCGAGAGUUAUAUGGACAGAGCGAUCCUACACGUGCGCAACAUCGUUGGGCCGAAACGUGGCCGCGUACCUAGCAUCUUCUUGGCUUUGCUCUUCAAGCUGAGGCAGUGGUGCCUGGAUCCUCACAUCAUCGGCCAAGGUCAAUACGACGCCUCCCAGCCGAUCUACGACCUUAGGAGAGACGGAGCUGCAAGGCAAAUCGAAAACAAAGAAUUCGAAGGAGAUUCCGCUGACAGAACACCGUCAAAUUACGCCAUGGAGCUCGAUGGGCCUCGAGUUACCGAACAUUUAGGCAGCAGCGAAGACUCUCCAAGAGAAGCUCUCCCUCAAAAUGCGACAGAUUCCACGUCAUCGUACCCGGUGGUCGACACCGUACCCAUGCACCAAAGAAACACCGCGUUCGGCUACAGCUUCACUGGCAAUGCUGCUACAAGAACUUCUAUGCCACAGACUCGUGCAGGUGGACCGGAGGCUGGCGACACGAGCAACAUUGUGUAUACUCCUACCACCGACAGCAUGCAGAUCGAUGCCGAGCUGCUACAAUUCAUCACAGACAUGAAUACAAACUCGGAAGGCGGUCUAACAGGACUGGACGACUGGGCCAGUAUAUCAAUGGGUGGGCUGGAUCCGAUGGGCUGGCAGAUGCCCCCAGAUAUCAAUGGCUAA